GUAUUUUUAUUUUUGAAAUUGAUAAUAGGAGGAACAAUUUUUACAGAAGAAUUACUGCCACAACGCCCAUGCUUUAGCCUUGUGUUCCCGCGAAUGCAACUCCACCUUCCCCCAGCUCUUAUAAAUAUCCAGAAACUCACGCUCUAUCUCUCUCUCAUUAAUCACUCUCUUAUAAGAAUCAGUAAGUAGUUUUGAUAGAGAGAGAACCAGGAAGUACUGAAAGUCUUCCUCCUUUCCUGUCUUUCUCUCUCUAGAAAUGCGACCGAGUUGGGGCAGGACUCUAACAGAGCUCUACAAGCUCGGAUCAAAAAAGAAAAUGGAGAUGCCAAGAUACUUAUCUCCCAUAUUCAGCUGUAGCUAUGCCAAGGUCGUUGCAGUUGCUGAAGAGAACCCUAACCCUAAUCCCAGUCCAAAUCCCCAAGUGAAUUAUGGCCAGUUGCAGGUCAAUUUAAAUAAAAUGUUUUGGUCUAAGCCAUGUUCACUGGCAUUGGCUCUUGACUCACCUUUGAGAGUAGAAGAACCAAAAUAUGAGGGAUUUAAGUAUAUAAUGAUGAAAUUAUUGCUGUUUUACAGUAAACAGAGCAGAUCUAUUAGAGGGGCAAAUGUGCUCUACCGCCGGAUCAUUUCACAGGUGGACACUCCUGCCAUCUAUGAUGUAUUUUAUUUGGAAAAAACCUUUAGAACGACAUUUACUCUACUUGUGUUGCAUAUGUGGCUUUGCUUGCGCCGAUUGAAGGAAGACGGAAAAGAUGGUGUUGAGUUUGGGCAAUACUUGUAUGAAAUCUAUAAUCAUGACUUGGAAUUAAGAGUAUCAAAAGCCGGGGUCAAUUUGCUACUGACAAAAUGGAUGAAGGACCUUGAGAAGAUAUUCUAUGGUAAUAUAGUGGCAUAUGAUGCUGCCAUGCUAGCUGAUGCAACCAAGGACAAACUUCCAAAUGUGAUUUGGCGGAAUGUCUUCUCGGAUGAUGGGUCUCAGAUGCCAAAUGAUUCAGCAGCAAAUGCAGCCCAGGCCAUGGCGAGGUAUGCUAGGAGGGAGUUGGCAUGCUUAUCAUUAACAGACAAAGAAACACUAUUUUCUGGCAACUUUAUGUUUACUUCACUCAAAGGAUCGCCAGACACAUUAGAACCAUCGGUAUAAUUUCUUGGUAACCAGUCUUUAGAAGUACAGACUCGGGCUCGGAAUCGCCAGGUACCUACAGAUGACUCGGACUUCCUCUACUCUGUUGAGCCUUAAUAUAAAGUUCAAAGGAUUUAAAGAUUACUCAUCUGGACCUGGCAGCCUGCAGACUCGGCCUAGUUCGAGCCUGAGUCAGGAACUUUUUUAAACUCUGCAUGGAACAAAACAUUUAGAAAACACCUACCAUCUGCUGGGGAGAUGGCAUUUGAUUGGAGCAGAGUUAUUUAUUGGAAUUACCCAUUUUUCUAUUCAUUUUCUUUUUUCUUUUGGAUCCUACAUCAACAUGAUUGAGUUUAUUCUCCUCCAAGGGCCCUCUCUCUCUCUCAGGUGGUAAGGCCAGUUGAAGAACACCUACACCACAGUGUUUACAAACCUAACAAUUAUGAGUUAAAUGACACAAUGCAUCAUUGGCUUGUUUUAUACUCGUGUGAAUUCUUAAUGUUCUAAUAAAUAAUCGGUCUGAUCGAGCCAGUUUUUAUUGGAUUGAACUGGGUAGAAAUUGGUCCGGUCGAGCCAGUUCUAUUGGACCAGGUCCUCCACUCCAGUUUUAAAUGCAUUGGGAGCUUCUCCACUUUAGUAGAACUCAGGGCCUUAGACCCAAUAAUGGAAGCUGAGUAUUUGAAAGAAUUUUGCUUGGUCAUGUUCA
Messenger RNA from Amborella trichopoda, 1823 nucleotides. Its product is annotated as ubiquinol-cytochrome C chaperone family protein. Lineage: Eukaryota; Viridiplantae; Streptophyta; Magnoliopsida; Amborellales; Amborellaceae. Gene Ontology annotation, cellular component: mitochondrion. The record is from RefSeq and is a predicted model, not a curated record. Gene Ontology annotation, biological process: mitochondrial respiratory chain complex III assembly.